Molecule: messenger RNA, 4455 nt
Organism: Cynoglossus semilaevis (tongue sole)
Lineage: Eukaryota; Metazoa; Chordata; Actinopteri; Pleuronectiformes; Cynoglossidae
Gene: cry1b
Product: cryptochrome circadian regulator 1b
Exons: 12
Coding region: 483-2180 (565 amino acids)
Biological process (GO): circadian regulation of gene expression; negative regulation of DNA-templated transcription; entrainment of circadian clock by photoperiod
Cellular component (GO): nucleus; cytoplasm
Molecular function (GO): DNA binding; FAD binding
Source: RefSeq, a predicted model, not a curated record
GUAUCGAGCAUACCUGAUUUGAGAGCGCCUUGCCGCCUGACAUGUGCUCAUCCGGGUAUUUCUUCAAACUGUAACCGGCAGCUUUCCUGUGGCCUGUUUUUUAGCAAGUAAAGGAGAAUGUUUAGUGCUUUGCUUCACUGAUGUAAAACUUAAACGAGCACUUAACAGAAUACAUGCAAACAGUGGCGUUCGAGUUAGUUAAACAGGCACAUUAGCCACGAUAAAAGCACAUUACUGAAACGUGACGGUGAAAAAGUUACAUAACCGCUGACAGUAACCAAUCACAGUUGUAUGUUCCGUCUGCGUGUCUCCGUGGGUGGAGAUGUUGAUAUAGAAAUGAUGAUUUUUAUGGGCAACGACUUCCAGUAUUUACGUCUAACCCAAGGAAACUGCUCAUAGUUAGACUCUUCAAAAAUAGGAGCCACGUUACCUUACUUGACCCCUAUACCUUUACCAGUGUGUAUUCGAAGAAGGCUGAUGACAUGGUGGUAAAUACCAUCCACUGGUUCAGGAAAGGACUGCGGCUGCAUGACAACCCGUCUCUGAGAGACUCUAUCCAAGGAGCUGACACUCUGCGCUGCAUCUACAUCCUGGACCCCUGGUACGCUGGCUCCUCCAAUGUGGGCAUCAACAGGUGGAGGUUUUUGUUGCAGUGCUUAGAGGACUUGGACGCCAGCCUUCGCAAACUCAACUCCCGCUUGUUUGUCAUUAGGGGACAGCCUACAGACGUCUUCCCUCGUCUCUUUAAGGAAUGGCAGAUCACACGUUUAUCUUAUGAAUAUGACUCUGAGCCUUUUGGCAAAGAACGUGAUGCCAUUAUCCAAAAAGUAGCCAAAGAGGCUGCAGUAGAGGUUAUGGUGCGGAUUUCUCACACCCUUUAUGAUCCAGAAAAAAUCAUCAAACUCAACGGUGGUCAGUCUCCUGUGGCUUACAAACACUUUCAAACGCUGAUCAAUCAAUUGGAGGCGGUAGAGCUGCCUGCAGAGGCAAUCACACCUGAGGGCAUUAAAAAUUGUUCCACACCAAUCAGCGAAGGCCACAAUGAGAAGUUUGGUGUGCCCUCGUUGGAAGAGCUUGGGUUUGAGAUGGAGGGCCUGACACCAGCAGUGUGGCCAGGUGGAGAAACAGAAGCUCUCAUGAGACUAGAAAGUUACCUGGAACGGAAGGCAUGGAUGGCAAACUUUGAGCGUCCACAACUGAAUGCUAACUCACUGCUGGCCAGUUCCAUAGGGCUCAGCCCCUACCUGAGGUUUGGAUGUCUGUCCUCCCGGCUCUUCUACCUUAAACUUACAGAGGUGUACAAAGAGGUUAAUAUGGACAACACACCUCCAGCUUCUCUGUAUGGACCAGUGCUGUUGAGGGACUUCUUCUACACAACGGCUACAGACAACCCCUGCUUUGACAAGAUGGAAGGAAACCCUGUGUGUCUCCAGAUUCCCUGGGACAGAAACCCAGAGGCAUUAGCCAAGUGGGCAGAGGGUCGGACAGGUUUUCCUUGGAUAGAUUCCUUUAUGACCCAGCUAAAACAGGAAGGCUGGAUUCACCAGAUGGCAAGGCGUGCUGUGGCCUGUUUUCUCACCAGAGGAGACCUCUGGAUCCGCUGGGAAGAGGGCAUGAAGGUCUUUGAAGAGUUGCUGUUGGAUGCAGACUGGAGUGAAAAUGCCGGCAGUUGGAUGUGGUUUUCCUGCAGUUCAUUCUUUCAGAAUUUUUUUAGCAGUUAUUGCCCUGUAGGACUUGGACAACGGAUCGACCCCAAUGGUGACUACAUAAGGCGUUACCUACCGGUACUAAAGGGAUUCCCAGCCAGAUACAUCCAUGAUCCAUGGAAUGCUCCAGAAGAAGUGCAGAAAGCCGCCAACUGUAUCAUAGGCAUGGACUACCCUGCACCAAUGGUCAACCACGCUGAAGCCAGUCGCAUCAACAUAGAGCGGAUGAAACAAAUUUACCAGCAGCUUUCCUGUUACAGAGGACUUGGCCUGCUGGCAACUGUGCCUACCAAUGCUAUUAAUGGUGCAAGUGGCAGUAAUGUUGGAGUAACUCCAGAGACCAGUGAUGCUCUAGAAACAUCCACUGAUGCUGUGUCCUUCCAACAUGGAACAGGCAGAAGACAACUGACGCAUAAGCGACGUUUGGAAGAAGCUCCCACUAAGAAUUCCAAAUCCUGGCGACAGAGCAAGUAGCCAUUUCAAAAGGAUCAUAAAACAUUUCUCAGUGUCCUGUGUGCAUUUUGUGGAAGCACACUUAUGUGCCAAUAACACAGUCGCAGUAACUAUGACGAACAGUAUACAGUAUGUCAAAGAGGUAGUAAUAAUAGAUGUUCCAUUGCCUUAUAGACUCUUAUGUUUAUUAACUACCUGACCAGACUCAGCCUUUUAGCCAGAGCAAGAUACAGUGACAUGUAAUAUUUCAGGACCAAACAAUCAGAGUUUGGCAUCGUCAAGAGAGAGUAGAACCACCAGAGCGGGUCAAUAAAUAUUGACAUUAGAAUGUCAGUCAUUGAGUCUUCCACAUAGUUGUGCUUUAAAAUAUUUUCUGAGAUGCCGUCCAUCUUUUAUGAUAAAACCUUAACUUAAAAUGUUUUUUGUCAUUUCAGUGAGAAAGGGAGAGGUUCCUGUACAGUUCUUUGCUCUCUGAGCUUUAAUAUACAGAUAUCGUAUUAGUAAUUUGUAAAGAAUCAUAAUUCCUUUUUCAUAAAUCGUUUUCAUAAAUCUUUUUUUUUAAUUGAACAAGUCUUUAAUUAGGCACUCUCAGCUACAUGUGUUGUAAAUGUGUGCAAACACGCCUUGUCAUGACUUGUUUGCCUGUACAUAUUGAAUGACGAUUUAAAUACAGAAUAAAUUAUAAAUAUAGAUAAAUAUAAAUUAUCAUAGAACAUAUUAGAAUCUGCCAUCCUGGAGCAGCUGGUUUCCCAGAGCCUUUAAUGAGCAAUAUGAACAAAAUAACAAAUUAUAUUCAUGCUAAUACUAAGUAUAGCUCUCUCUAUAUAUCAUUUAUAUUGUAAAUUAUGACAUGCUUUUAUUGAUUACAUUUGUUAGGUCACGGUUUUGCUUCCAACGCAGUGGAGAGACUGAGGACUCUAAACUGAUAUGUUUACCUUUUAUAAUGUAAAGUAGUUUUGUUUUCUAUAUUGUUUCUAUUCUGUGUUUUUCACCAAAUGCACCAUUUUGUUCUUCUCAUGCUGACUUGAGCUGUUCUGAUAAACAAACGUUAAAACCUUGAUUUUGUCAGGAAUAUUGUUCAGUAUAAAUCUGACUUAUUUUUGUUUACUUCACUGAGCCUAGGUUUCAUCAAUGUUCUAUGAAAGAAACAACAAACAACUCAUUCAUUGGAUGAACUAACUUAACUUAAACCCAAUAGUAUCUGUUUAUAACAAAAUGGCAAGAAUGAACUACUUUUCAGAUAAAUGUGAUUUUCUAAUCAAAUGUUUCGAAAAUCACAUACCCACAACAAGGGUGGGCCAGAUGUAAAGUCACAAGGUUAGUGGUGUGAGUGGGGGGUGAUACCAUAGCUAUGGACUAAUAGAUUCACAUGAGCAACACCUUUGGCUGGGUGUCCUCUGAAAUGAAACUGUGGUCUUGUUUUCAGGGAGGAGGUUGAAUUUUUUGGGGAGAGAAUUCAGGGUAACAUUAUAGGUGGAUGAAAGGUUUUCUUGACACAUUGAGAGAUGGUUUCCUUAAUUCCUCUCUCAAACCAUCUGUCUUCUCUUUCUGCAACAACCCUUGUUACAUUUGCAGCCUGAGGAUAAAUACCAGAACUUCCCAGUAGUAAGUCAGAACUGAUGAAACACCUUCAAAAAACCUACUCCGUCCAGUUUCCCUCGAUGUAACUAUUUCUAUGCACUUGAGCUUAUGUGUAUCAUGGUACAGUAGUUCCAGUUAGACAUAAAGACAUAAAAUCGGCAAAUACUGUAUAUAUUUAUUACAACCUGCAUUUAAUUUAGAGUAAUUUCACAACAACGUGAUUGACUUUGUUAAAAGACACUACAGAAAAAGAGCAGCCUAAAGAUGAUGAGUCCUAAAUGUUGCUGUUACUAUUUUAUAGGAUCAGUUCCUCAGCCUUACAGUCAGGUAGUAAUGUCAGAGCAAUCUGAAAAUAAAGUAAGGCAUUACCAUGAAACCACUUCAGAAAAGCACAGUUAAAUUAAGUACCAGUUUUAUCUGUAGUCACUAGGGGUGUAGAUUGGCAAGAAUCCAUAUGUAUGAUGAUACAGGGGCAACAAUGUGAUAUAAUGUAAUACUAUAAGAACGACAAUAUAUAGUUAGUUUUUUUAUUUUUUUAUUUAAUUGUAGGAAAAUGUCAGUAUAGUAAACACACAACGCUGUUACACGUUUAACGACGGGUUACUAAAGUUGGACCAGAGGGAUCUAUAUUCGUAAUCGCUAGAGAAGAAAUAAAAGCACAAUAAAAUGUCAUUAUUAUUUGACUUUAUUUUGUUAAUAAAAAAUGUUGAUACUA